Molecule: messenger RNA, 255 nt
Organism: Necator americanus (New World hookworm)
Lineage: Eukaryota; Metazoa; Nematoda; Chromadorea; Rhabditida; Ancylostomatidae
Exons: 4
Coding region: 1-255 (84 amino acids)
Source: RefSeq, a predicted model, not a curated record
AUGUUGCUUGAAUUCCUCUACGAGGCACCUAACAACUUGUCACGUAUGCGAGCGCAAGCACACGAACCGCGUCUGCGAGCAAACGGAAAAUCGGGUAUACUGCCGAGUAGUAACAAAAAAUGGUUCGCAUAUUUAGGAAAAAUGGAUCCGUUUGUGGAACAGCAAGGUCUAGCAACGUCAAGAAUUACACAGAAAAUUAGUGGAUAUAGUGUGAAAGAGAAAAAAAGAGACAGAAAGAAGAAAAAUAAGCCAUAA